AUGUAUGUUGCAAAUUCGACAGGCGGCUUAAUGCUGCAAACUAUGCUGUAUUUGGCAAAUCAGACCAGUCGAGCUGCUGUAAACACUCUAGUCGAUCUACCGCCGGCCCCAAAAAGUGACAUCAAUGAAGUGAAAUGUUACGGAGUUUAUGGUUGCUUUCCAUUAAAUGGACCCUGGACUACAAAUACUCGACAAAUCAAUGUACACCCACAAAAGCCUUCACAAAUCGAACCACACUAUACAGUUUAUACGAAAAGAUCUAUGGAAAAUCCGAAGUAUAUUGAUUUGAAUGAUCCAGAAGCGGUACUGCAUAUGGGCAUAAACCCAAAAGGGAAGAUAUAUUUUCUGUCGCAUGGUUAUUUAGAAAUGGGACAAAUGCAAUGGUUGUUAGACAUGGGAAAAGCUUUACUUACAAAAGAAAAAGAGGGCAAUGCUGCAGUAGUUUUGAUCGAUUGGGGUGGUGGUUCAAGUCCACCAUAUGUGCAAGCAGUUGCUAAUAUACGUUUAGUGGGUGCUAUAACGGCGCAUGUAAUACAUAUGAUAUAUGAGGAACUUCGUUUAAGCAACAUUAACAAUGUACACUUUAUUGGUCACUCAUUAGGCGCACACUUAGCAGGUUAUGCUGGUUAUACCUUGCAUCGUGAUUUCGGUCUUAAGCUUGGUCGUAUUACAGGACUGGAUCCAGCUGCUCCAUUGUUUACCGAUACUGAUCCCAUUGUACGAUUGGAUCGUUCUGAUGCUCAUUACGUUGAUAUCAUACACACUGAUGCAAAUCCCUUGAUGAAAGGUGGUUUGGGCAUACAUGAACGUAUUGGUCAUGUAGAUUUUUAUCCAAAUGAUGGUUUCGAUAAUCCAGGCUGUGAUAUUAGAUUACAGGAUUAUAUGAAGAAUCGUCGCAGUACACUUAUGGAGAGUAUGCAAGAGUUUUUGGGUUGCAAUCAUAUACGCAGUUAUCAAUAUUUUACUGAAAGCAUUCUCACGAAGUGUCCAUUUAUGGGCGUCACCUGUGAAUCAUUUGAGGCUUUUAAAGAGGGUAAAUGUUCCUCUUGUGAUGCUACAGAUCAUGUUUGCAUGCGUAUGGGAUACCAUAGUUUUGAUGAUUACAAACAUCACUUGAUUAGGGGAGCUAGUUUUGUGAAGUCCAAUAAGCCACCAGUUUUAUACUUGAUGACUGGAGAUAGUAAACCAUUUUGUCGCGCUCACUACAAAGUCACCGUACGUGUCUCUGGCAGCGAUGUGUCUUUGAACCAUGGCGGCGAAAUCGGUACAUUAUUUUUACGUUUGCACAGCAACAGCAGUAAACGUACAACAGAGCGAAUUAAAUUCACCCACAAGCCAAUGUACUACGAGCCAGGAUUCGAGUAUAGUGCUUUGGUGCCAGGUAAAGAUUUGCGUGAUCCUGCAUUUGCUACCGUAUUUUUGGAAUAUCAAACAAAUAUCUUAAAUCCUUUAACAUGGCGUAUACUCGCCUCACCACGCAUCUACCUGGACUACAUUAUCGUAGAAUCAUUGGAAUUCAAAAAUAUUUAUUUGAAAUUGUGUCCAUUGGAUGGCAGCGCAGUUCUUUCUGGCGAAAAUGUAUUUCACGCAAAAUAUUGUAAAUGAUAGCAUAUUUUAAGGCGUUAUGUGUACAGCGGCGGUGAUCGGAACUGUUCAUGAGUGCAGUUUAUAAUGGGAACAGCUACAAUGAAAAACGGCUUGAUGUGAACUGCCUUAAAUGAAAAUAUGGUUUUUAUCUGCGAUAUCUUAUUAGAAAAGUAUUCAUUCAUUCAUUCCCCUAUAUUAUUUAAAGCUAGUAAUAGAAUAUCUGACAAAACCAUUAGCAAUGCAAUUUUCUUUUUAAAAUUUUUUGUUCAUAUAUAUAUAUUGGGUUAUAUAAUAUUUA
Messenger RNA from Teleopsis dalmanni, 1885 nucleotides. RefSeq names its product pancreatic lipase-related protein 2. Gene Ontology annotation, biological process: lipid metabolic process. NCBI's taxonomy places the organism in Eukaryota, Metazoa, Arthropoda, Insecta, Diptera, Diopsidae. The record is from RefSeq and is a predicted model, not a curated record. The transcript has 6 exons. The coding region runs from base 1 to 1605 and encodes 534 amino acids. Gene Ontology annotation, molecular function: lipase activity; carboxylic ester hydrolase activity.